AUUUUCAGAAUAAUGUCUCGAAGUCAUCUGAACCUUGGUCGAGUUAAGGUUGGGGAUCUCCGGGAGCUGGGUAGACAGGAGUUACUGGGUAUACUAGACCGGAUAUCCGGUUCCAAGGUUCUGGUCUGGGACGAGUGUCUCAUCGGACCCAUCGGACUUAUCGCUGAAUACUCCGUGCUCAAGGAGCAUGACGUGAUCAAGAUGUUCCCAUUGAACCCCGCCGGACUCCCUGCCUUGAAGGCGGACAAUGUUAUCUUUAUUAUCCGACCAACUGUAUCUAACUGUGAUGUUAUCUCAGCCAAUAUUAGAUUAGAAGAGAGAAGAGGAGGAACAGGGUUAAAAACAGAAUAUCACGCGGUUUUUCUUCCAAAAAAAUCAUUGUUUUGUGAGAAGCGACUUAAGGAGGGUGGAGUAUAUGGUUCUCUAAGUGUAUGUGAACUACCCCUGUAUCUCUAUCCCCUGGAUACUGAUCUACUAAGUAUGGAGCUCCCGGGUACUUUCAGAGAGUUUCAUAUUGAAGGAGAUCCUACUUCAAUACACUACGCUGCUAAGGCACUUACCCAAUUACAGAUGGUUUGUGGCACAAUUCCUAGGAUAUACGGUAAAGGAACAGGGGCAACCCAGUUGUUUGAUCUCAUGGUUCGUAUGAAGAGAGAAAUGACGGGAUACGAAUCUACAAUAAAACCACAGAUUGAUAGCCUUGUGAUACUGGAUAGAUCAAUUGAUCUACUCUCAGUCCUACCAACUCAACUCACUUAUGAAGGUUUAAUUGACGAAUUGUUCGGUAUACAGCAGAGCUCGGUUCGACUUCCAGCGGAGAAAUUCUCUGAAAUGAUUGGAGAAGGUUCCGGAGAUACAGAGCAAAUAUCUCUCUCCUCGUGUGAGGAUCUCUACUCGGAGAUUAGAGGUUUGAACUUCAACGCUGUGGGACCAACCUUGAGCAGGAAAGCUCGAAAUAUUUCGGCACAGUUCGAGGAACGGCAUGAAGCGAAGACGGUUCGAGACAUGAAGAAGUUCGUCCAGAAACUGCCAUCGAUGCAGGCUGCGAAACAAUCCCUAGUGACUCACACCUCUAUUGCUGAACUAGUCAAGGAGAAAAUAGAUAGUGACGAGUUCCUCUCCACCCUAGAGAUAGAACAGGAGAUACUCAGCUACGUAAACUCAGACAGGUUUCGUUUUUAUUCUCUCUCCACCUUAGAGAUAGAACAGGAGAUACUCAGCUACGUGAACUCAGACAGGUAUCUAGAAGCCAUAGAGGAUUUAGCUUGUAAAGAAUAUCCUUUUAGAAAACUACUUAGGCUGAUAGCAAUGCAAAGUUUAGUUAGCUCUGGACUGAAACCUAAACUGCUGGACAUGUAUAAGAAAUUGGUUUUGCAGACCUAUGGUUAUCAACAUCUUCUUACGUUUGAAAACUUAGAAAAGGCGGGAUUGAUAACUCUUAACUCCGGGCAGAAAACCUUUGGAGCUCUCAGAAAACGUCUUAAUCUUAUCUCCGACAUUGUGGAUGAACAGAAUCCGACGGAUAUUGCGUAUGUGCACAGUGUCUACGCUCCUCUGUCUGUUAGGUUGGUUCAACACCUGGAGAAACCUGGCUGGAGAAAUAUACGGGAUGUGCUGGAUAUGCUUCCUGGACCUAGUUUUGAAGAUACUCAGCAAUUGAAUGGAGCAAUCAGAAACCAUCAUAGGACUACAGAACAGGGAAAGAUUGUUUUGGUAAUGUUUGUUGGUGGGUGCACAAUGGCCGAGGUGGCUGCUCUGCGGUUUCUCUCACAACAGGAGGAAAGUAGUGUUGAAUAUCUGAUUGUAACCACAAAUAUAAUUACUGGAACAGGGUUCAUACACUCCCUAGAGACGGAGAUACAAACCCCACUGUUCUGAGCUAAAACCGGAGAUAUU
Messenger RNA from Eurytemora carolleeae, 1896 nucleotides. RefSeq names its product vacuolar protein sorting-associated protein 33A. The transcript has 17 exons. Bases 13 to 1878 code for a protein of 621 amino acids. Gene Ontology annotation, biological process: vesicle-mediated transport; intracellular protein transport. The record is from RefSeq and is a predicted model, not a curated record. Lineage: Eukaryota; Metazoa; Arthropoda; Copepoda; Calanoida; Temoridae. Gene Ontology annotation, cellular component: lysosome; CORVET complex.